AUGCCUCUUCACACGAAGCUCCCCGAUGACCUGAAAGAGGUCGAUGUGAUUAUUGCUGGAGGAGGUCUCGCUGGGUGCGUCGUAGCCUCGCGCCUGGCCGAAGCAGAUCGCAACCUGGUCAUUCUGGUCAUUGAGCAAGGCCCCAACAAUUAUGGCAUGCCUGAGGUUGUCCACCCAGCGCUGUAUCCACGGAAUCUCUUUCCCAGCAGCAAGAUCACUCUUUUCUGGCAGACCAAGAAGUCCCCCCAGCUAGGUAAUCGGUCACCCAUCGUACCAUCUGGAGGCACACUCGGCGGCGGCUCUGCAAUGAAUUGGAUGGUCUACACACGCGCCCAACGAAGUGAUUUUGAUUCCUGGAAGACGCCCGGAUGGAGUGCUGAUGAGAUGCUUCCUUUCUUGAAGAAGCUCGAGACUUACCAUGGGAAAGGCGACAAAGAUCGACACGGUUUCGACGGUCCCGUCAACAUCUCAAAGGGCACUCACGUGUGCGGUCGCGCCGAGAACGCCUUUGUCGAAGCCGCUGCGAAGCUCGGGUAUCCAGAGGUCAGCGAUCUACAAAACCUCGACGCCAAUAACGCCAUAGAGCGCUAUUAUCGUUAUGUCGGACCCAAUGGACGACGUCAGGACGCUGCUCACCGGUAUCUUCAUCCAAAGCUACAGAGCGGAGACUACCCCAACCUACAUGUGCUGGUUGAGAAGCAAGUUCUCAAGGUCUUGUUCGACGACAACAAGCGAGCUGUCGGGGUCGAGUACCAAACCAAUCCCAAAUACCUGGCCAACCCUGAGUACCUGGCCACUGCAUACACUGCUUUACGCACAGUACGCGCCCGGAAGCUGGUGGUCAUUUCGGCAGGCGCAAAUGCCACGCCAGGUAUCCUUGAGCGGUCGGGAAUCGGCGAUCCGCAAGUUCUACAGCGUGCAGGUGUUCCUGUCGUUGAAGAUCUGCCGGGCGUCGGAGAAGAUUAUCAGGAUCACCACCUGUCGCUGUGGGCGUACCGAACGAACCUCACGCCGCGGGAAUGCAUCAACGGAUUCCAAGAUGGGCGCUUCAAUAUUGACGAUGCGAUCAAGAAUACCGACGAGCUCCUCGGCACCAACGCGAUGGAUGCUCAAGGGAAAUUCCGCCCCACGGACGCCGAAGUCGAGGCUCUUGGACCGGAGUUCAAGAAAGCCUGGGACCGAGACUUCAAGAAUGUCCCUGACCGUCCGCUUAUGAUCCUUGCACUGUACUGCUGUUUCUACGGCGACCAUUCGGUCCUUCCAGAUGAUGCCGAAUAUGUCUCCAUGGCGAACUGGACCGCGUACCCUUACUCCCGCGGCCACAUCCACAUCACUGGCCCAGCCAUGUCCGACCCCGUCGACUUCGACACCGGUUGGCUCACGGACGCCGGAGACGUCGACGUGAAGAAGCACAUCUGGGCAUACAAAAUCACGCGCGAAAUGUGGCGGCGCAUGCCCAUCUUCCGCGGCGAGCUGGCAUCGAACCAUCCUCGCUUCUCGCCCGACUCCAAAGCCGCCGUUAUCGAGAAAGCUGAUGGACCGAUCAUGACGGACGAUGCGGCGCGGAUCGAGUACUCGCCCGAGGAUGACAAGGCAAUUGACCAGAAAGUCCGUGAGGUCCUGUCGACCACCUGGCAUUCGCUGGGUACUUGCAAGAUGGCGCCGAGAGAGAAGAAGGGCGUGGUGGACAAAGAUUUGAACGUCUAUGGCGUCACGGGACUCAAGCUCGCCGACUUGAGUGUGCCUCCUGAGAACGUGGGUGCGAAUACUGGCAACACCGCGUUCGUGGUCGGGGAAAAGGCCGCCGACAUCUUCAUCAAGGAAUUGGGACUCGGCAAGGACAAGAGUGAUCUUCCCCAAGCUAGACUAUAGUAAGCGAUGGAGAACACACAAUAUCAACC
This is a messenger RNA of Exophiala xenobiotica, 1901 nucleotides long. RefSeq lists its product as uncharacterized. The transcript has 5 exons. NCBI's taxonomy places the organism in Eukaryota, Fungi, Ascomycota, Eurotiomycetes, Chaetothyriales, Herpotrichiellaceae. Gene Ontology annotation, molecular function: oxidoreductase activity, acting on CH-OH group of donors; flavin adenine dinucleotide binding. The coding region runs from base 1 to 1872 and encodes 623 amino acids. The record is from RefSeq and is a predicted model, not a curated record.